Messenger RNA from Trichophyton benhamiae CBS 112371, 543 nucleotides. RefSeq lists its product as uncharacterized. Gene Ontology annotation, molecular function: protein binding. The coding region runs from base 1 to 543 and encodes 180 amino acids. The record is from RefSeq and is a predicted model, not a curated record. The transcript is spliced from 3 exons. NCBI's taxonomy places the organism in Eukaryota, Fungi, Ascomycota, Eurotiomycetes, Onygenales, Arthrodermataceae.
AUGAUGGACUUGGUCGAGCCAGAAAAUACGGCAUUCUUCCGGAAUCUUGGAACCCACUCGACAUUCUUUUCGCGCAUGCUAGAACACGACUGGAAGGAAACUCUAGAGGGCGUUGUUGAGCUCAAAGACGACGACCCCCAAGCAAUCAAAGCAAUGCUCAGCUUCAUGUACAAAUUCGAUUACACCAAUCCAGCCGCCAGCGCUGCUUCCUUCAUUUUUGAUGCCCAAGUUUUCGCGGUUGCUGAGAAAUAUGACGUAGAAGGGCUUAAAUUCUGCGUGAAAGAUAAAUUUCACGCAAGCAUUCUUUCUGACUGGAAAGACGACGACUACCCUGAUGUCAUUAGGGGUGUUUAUGACAUCCCAACUACUGAUCCGGCUCUUCGGGAUACACUGGUGCAAGUGACUUGUGCCAAUAUCAAUAAUCUUAUUCAAAAGGACGAGUUCAAGUCGGCGCUAAAUGACGUUCCUGGAUUCGCAGUCCAGCUUAUUACACGGCUCGUAGAUAAUAAUUCUACUGUUGCAAGGAACCUGAUGGGACUAUGA